Solanum stenotomum is the source of this 2344-nucleotide messenger RNA. RefSeq names its product probable serine/threonine-protein kinase WNK4. The record is from RefSeq and is a predicted model, not a curated record. Gene Ontology annotation, cellular component: cytoplasm. NCBI's taxonomy places the organism in Eukaryota, Viridiplantae, Streptophyta, Magnoliopsida, Solanales, Solanaceae. Gene Ontology annotation, biological process: protein phosphorylation; intracellular signal transduction. Bases 253 to 2160 code for a protein of 635 amino acids. Gene Ontology annotation, molecular function: protein serine/threonine kinase activity; ATP binding. The transcript has 7 exons.
UUCUUGCUGUCAAAUCGAAACACACUAACCUAUCACAUUUGUCUCAUUUCUCAAUCAAAUGGUUGUCAGCAACUUCUCAAGACCCUUUUGGCUUCUCUGUUGUGUUGUCUUCUCUGAAUCACCUCUUUUACUGAGUCUUGAAAUACAAAUUUUAGCUACCCACGUAACUCUUAACAUCCACAAAUAAAUAGUUCAUCUCUCUUUUUUUUAAAGAUUCAACUUGUGCCCAAUUUCUCAAGAAUCAAUUUUGAUAUGUAUUCUGGAGGAUUUUCAGAUAACUGCAAAGAAUCAGAGGAGGAGGGUCUUGGGUAUGUUGAAACUGACCCUACUGGUCGUUAUGGACGUUUCGAGGAAGUUUUGGGAAAAGGGGCAAUGAAAACAGUUUAUAGGGCAAUUGAUGAGUUGUUAGGUAUGGAAGUGGCAUGGAGCCAAGUUAGACUUAAUGAUUUGCUUCAGUCACCAGAGGAUAUAGAGAGGCUUUACUCUGAAGUUCAUUUGCUUAGUACUCUGAAUCAUCCUUCUAUCAUGAAAUUCUAUACUUCAUGGAUUGAUAUCGAAAAGAGGACAUUUAAUUUCAUUACUGAGUUGUUCACUUCCGGUACUCUCCGAGGAUACAGAAAUAAAUAUCAUCGAGUAAAUAUUCGAGCUGUAAAGAUUUGGGCACACCAAAUUCUGGAAGGUCUGGUUUAUUUGCAUGAACAUGAUCCGCCAGUGAUUCAUCGAGACCUGAAGUGUGAUAACAUAUUUGUUAAUGGUCAUCUUGGACAAGUGAAGAUUGGGGACCUGGGAUUGGCAGCAAUUCUUCGUGGAUCACAGAGAGCACACAGUGUUAUAGGAACACCUGAGUUCAUGGCACCAGAAUUGUAUGACGAGAACUAUGAUGAGCUUGUUGAUGUAUAUUCGUUUGGCAUGUGCAUGUUGGAGAUGCUUACUGGUGAAUAUCCAUAUAGUGAAUGUGUUAACCCUGCACAAAUAUACAAGAAAGUGAUCUCUGGUAAGAGGCCAAGGGCAUUUUAUAAAGUUCAAGACUUGGAUGCACAAAGGUUUAUUAGGAAAUGCUUGGAACCAGCAUCAAAUAGAUCAUCAGCUAAAGAACUAAUGCUUGAUCCGUUCCUUGUGAUUGAUGAUGCUGAUAGUGAGUCAGUUACAAUGAUGCGACUUCAGAAGCCUAUCUUGAAUGAUAAAAUUGCUAUCGAGGACCUUCACUUGAAUGAGGAUGUUCCAAGGACUAAUAUGACCAUCACGGGGAAGUUGAACCCUGAAGAUGAUACCAUUUUUCUUAAAGUGCAGAUUGCAGAUAAAGAAGGUGGUGUUAGGCAUGUGUAUUUCCCAUUCGACACUGUGACUGACACCCCCACGGAGGUGGCAAACGAAAUGGUGAAGGAAUUAGAAAUUACAGACUGGAAACCAUGUGAAAUCGCUAAUAUGAUUGAUGGAGAAAUAUCUGGCCUAGUACCUCAGUGGAAGAAAUGGAAUCAGUUUGAAUCCUCCGAUUACCAUGUUCUGAGCUAUAAGGAUGAUGAUAACGAUCGCCAUAAUCCUUUCCAAGGUUUCUCGUCUUCUUCAUCUUCCCAAGUAUCAUUGUCAGGUCUGCUCUCCUCUCAAGUGAUUGACACAAACACCAAUGACCGGCGUUGGCUUCAUGGUGAUAUGUUUGAUGACACGAGCUCUCAAUGCUCGUCACACUCUGCAAAUUAUUCCAACUUCAAUUACUUCUCUGAUGAAGAGAAUGAUCCUGUGACCACCUCUACAAGACAAAGUCAACCAGCUACUGCAAUUAGUCACCACACUUCGCGAUUCUGCCCUGAGGAAAACUCAAGCACCGGACAGUCUUUGGCAAGAACGUGCUACAAGCAAUGCAAAGCUAUGCUAGAAUCAAAAGGAACUUCUUCCACCUCUAAAGGGAAAGGUAAUGAUGAUACGCGUAGACUAACAAGGAACAAGUCCUUAGUUGAUAUGCGGAGUCAGUUGUUGCACAAGUCAUUGGUGGAAGAAGUGCACAAGAGACGAUUGUUCAAGACUGUUGGUGCUGUUGAAAACAUCGGGUUUCAACAACCUUACGAGGAUUUGAAGAGGAGUCCUAGAUCGAUGAAUUGUACUAAUUCGAUGAGAUUGUCGAGUGAUGGUAAGGGACAAGGUCACAAACCAAGAAGACAUUGAUUUCUCUUCUACAAAAUAUGUAAUUUAAAUAGUAAGGACGAUACAUAUGGUAGUUUUAAGCAGAUCAGAGUUUGAAUUAAGCAGCUGAUGUAAUUGUAAAUGACAAUAAAAGUGUUUGUUCAAAUUUUGUUCAUUUGUUCCUUCAAGCAAUGGAAGAAUAACACCCUCUUGCAAUUUGUGCAAA